CGAAACGUAAAGAUAUCCACUGCUUUGUAGACAGCAGUGCUGGCAGUUUGUAUUGCAUGGUCCAUCUGGCCUCGCAUUUUUAGCCCGAAGGAUUUUAGCAGGAAGGAUUCGUUGUAAACAUCUGCGAGAUUCGUUUCAAGAACAUUUUCAGUGAUACAAAGACAAACACACGGCAUGGAUGACAUCAAGACGGCUCGUCCGGCGGCUGACCAGACCCCUCGUCCGAAGGGCGCCAUGGCCUUGUGGUACAGGACGCCAGACAUCGAAAAGAAAGUCAAUUACCCGUCCACCCUGUCACUCGAACGGAAGGUAAACUUGGCUCGUGCCAAAGUGGAGAGAUACCGCGAGGAAAACAGGAUGAUGCCAGAGAUGGCAGACGAUCUUCUCUGGCUCAAGAUCACGAAUGAGGAACGGGAGAAGGCCAAGGCGAAUUACGCCAAGCGUCACAUGAUGCGCUCGGCCAUCAAGGAUUACGCAAUCGCGGAUUAUGAGGAGCACCGGGUUUUCAAUGAGGUGCUGAAACGACAGGAGGAGAUUGAUAAAGAGAAGAGAAAGGGAGAAUCUGAUGCCGAUUGCCUUCGGAGGAUUGAGAGGGAGGAAGAAAAUCAAACCAUUCAGGUACUUAAAAAAGACUGGGAGACCAACUCUCAACACGAAGACCCAUUAAUCAAAGAGGCGCGGGGAAAGGUUGCCAAGUUUCGCUCAAGCAACCCGACCAUGAAUGAAGUGCCGGACGAAAUAAUUUGGGAGCGGAUCGAGGAGCAGGCGAGAGAGGAGGAGCUGACGGCUCUAAUGAACACCCCGGAGGCCAGGUCUAUUGAGGAUAUACUAGCUGAUCAUGAGAGGGAGCGAGUCAGGCAGGAGGUCGGCAGACGGAGGGCAGAGAUCUUCAAAGUAAAGAAGAGAUACGAAGGGCCGGAGGAUGCGCUGCUGCGGCUGGAACGGUUGGAGAAGGAGAAAAUACGGCUGGCGCUAAGAGCCGAUUGGAAUGAGAGAGAUGACAAGUGUUAGAGAUUUCAAAUCGUUCCGUGUUCAGAAAACGGGAACGCUGAUUAACUGGUGUGAUAAUGAUAAUGGUCCCAAGAAAGAAAGUCCUUGAUGAUUUCGGUCCGAUACACUAUUCAGUCUUUCUACCCCUUGAUCAAACACUGAAUAGUAGUGGGAGGGCUAAUUUUCGAGAGGGACUUUAAUAAUUUACUUUCACACCGGUCGAUUUUGUCGUAAGUCGAGUGUACAUUAUAUCAAGUAUGUAUAAAUAUCUCAUAUUGAUAUUCUCUAUUUUGUAAAGUGUUUACAUUGUAAUUUUCAUACCUCAUCUAAUUCCCUUAUUCAUUGUUCCAUUGUGAUAAUCAUUGUGUAGCAUAUCAACAAAUAAAUCAUAUAUUAUUGUAAAUUUUC
Molecule: messenger RNA, 1398 nt
Organism: Lineus longissimus
Lineage: Eukaryota; Metazoa; Nemertea; Pilidiophora; Heteronemertea; Lineidae
Exons: 4
Coding region: 175-1011 (278 amino acids)
Source: RefSeq, a predicted model, not a curated record